Lethenteron reissneri (Far Eastern brook lamprey) is the source of this 3919-nucleotide messenger RNA. Its product is annotated as interleukin enhancer-binding factor 3-like. The record is from RefSeq and is a predicted model, not a curated record. Gene Ontology annotation, molecular function: double-stranded RNA binding; single-stranded RNA binding. Gene Ontology annotation, cellular component: precatalytic spliceosome. NCBI's taxonomy places the organism in Eukaryota, Metazoa, Chordata, Hyperoartia, Petromyzontiformes, Petromyzontidae.
GGCGGGGCUGGCGAUCACGUGGUCCCCGCGCCGCCAUCUCUACCUGGGUCUCGUCUCGGCUGUGCGAGGCGCGGAGACCGCACGCCUCCUCCUCAUCCUCGUCGUAAACUUUCUCCUCAUUUCCCCUCCGCGUGACGCUUAAAGAACCAUUACAAUAUCUGGUGCAAGCUUCAUCUCUUUGCAGCUCAUUCUUCUAUUCAGCAAACAUGUAUCGCCCGUACCGCAUGUUUGCGCGGGACGACCGGCAUGCGUUGGCCAAGCACACGGAGGUGUACCCGACGCAGGCCGAGCUGGAGGCCGUCCAAGAGAUGGUGACCACCACCGAGAAGGCGCUGAAGCUCGUGUCUGACUCGAUAGAUCAGACGGACCAGGCGAAGCAGACCACCGAGCAAGUCGACGAGGCCCCGGUCACCGUCAAGGCCGAGCCCGUCGACGUCGCGGUCAAGUCAGAGAAUGGCGAGGAGGCCAGCGAUGGAGAAAAGGAGAAGCCGGCGGAACCCCCGAAGCGUACCUUGCGCGGGGUGAUGCGCGUGGGCAAGGUGGCCAAGGGCCUGCUUCUCACGGGCGACACAGACCUCGAGCUGGUGCUGCUGUGUCGUGAGAAGCCCACGAUUCACCUGCUAAGCCGCGUCUCUGAGAGCCUGCCGGCGCAGCUCAAGGCUGUGAAAAACGAGGAGUUCCUGGUGGAGAUGAAGGCAAACGAGGCGUCUGUGGUAAUCUCACGCCAGACUGAGCCGUUCCUCACCCUCACUGUGACGCUCACCUCACCGCUGGUGCGAGAGGAGAUGGAGCAGCAGGAGGAGGGAGGAGACGGAGAGAAGGUUACCGUAAAGGAAGCUCCGGAUGUAUUGGACAGGCAGCAUUGCCUUAAGGCCCUGGCAUCACUGCGCCGCGCCAAGUGGUUCCAGGCAAGAGCCAGCCCUCUACGCUCCUGCGUCAUCGUUAUUCGACUCCUCCGACACUUGAGUUCAUUCGACCCGGCAUGGGAGCCCCUAAACGGCUGGGCGUUGGAGCUAAUUUGCGAAAAAGCGAUGGGAACGUGCAAUCGUCCGAUGGGAGCCGGCGAGGGCUUGCGACGCGUCAUGGAGUGCCUAUCUUCUGGCCUCCUCAUGCCAGAUGGCCCCGGCCUGGGCGACCCCUGCGAGAAGGUCGCCACUGAUGUCCUGAGCGACCUCAGCGUACAGCAGCUUGAGCAGCUCACCUUCAGUGCCCAGAACUACCUGCGAAACAUGGCCUUCGGACAUGUGCACAAGGUCUUGGGCAUGGAGUCUCUGACGUACGUCAGGCCCCAAUAUCGCAAGGUGCCAAAGGACGACACCUUGGACCCACAGGCGCACGCGGACUCGCCCUCGUUGGUGCCCCUGAAGCGCCCCUUGGAAGACGGGAAUUUGGACGUCGUCCUGGGCAGCAAGAAGCUGCGUGACCGGCGUAAAGGUCUGCCAGACAACGACUCGAUGCUCAACUCCAACGCCCUGAUGCGCCUCAACAAGUACUACCCUGGCCUGCAGUACAAGCUGGUGACGCAGUCGGGCCCCGUGCACGCGCCUACCUUCACCAUGAGCACCACGGUAGAGGGCAAGGAGUACACGGCCGACGGGCCCUCCAAGAAGCACGCACGCCUCAACGUGGCCGAGCAGGUCUUGAAGGACCUGGGUUACGACACACUUGAACUCGACCAGAAGUCUGAGCCUACGGAGCAGAAUGCGUCCACACUCGAGGACUCGGGCACUCCGACUGGCGCCUCCGUCAGCACCACCGAGUCGGGCAAGCAGCUCCCUGUCCUCACCCCGAAUGGGAAGAACCCCAUCAUGGAGCUCAACGAGAAAAGGAAGGGCCUCAACUACGUGGUCGUGUCGGAGACCGGCGGCAGCCACGACAAGCAGUUCGUCAUCGAGGUGGAGGUGGACAGCCAGAAGUUCCAGGGGACCGGCUCCAACAAGAAGGUGGCCAAGGCCAACGCCGCACUCGCAGCCAUCACGGCCCUCUUCACCGGGCCCAACGCUGCCGGCGCCGAUCACCAUCACAUCUCCAGCGGUGACCCUUUCAGGGGGCGGUCUCGCGGUCGUGGCCGAGGUCGUGGUCGAGGAUUCUUCAGAGGAGCGAUGUUUGGACGUGGAGGCAUGGGCCCUGCCGGUCUAGCGGGCGCGUACAGUCAGUCCUACGCCUUCGGAUCCAUGGAGAAGCCCUCAUACGAUUUUGCGUCGGAGGCCAGCUUCGAGAGCACGGGGGAGACUGUGGUGCAACUGGGUGUGAGCGUUCCUCGCUCGGGGCCGGGGGGCGGCGGCGGCGGCGGCGGCAAGCCACACGGCCCGCCGUACGGGAGUUACUACUAAAGCGGCCGGCGGCCCUCCGUCGGCAUCCUAAACCCACGAUAACGUGCGCUACCCGCCUAACGCUCGCCCUGGCGCCGCCUGCCGCCCGUGCGCGCGUCCCCCCCCCACCUCCGGUGAUCGCCGCAGCGGCGCUUUUGUGCCGAGCGUAGGUGUGAGGGGUUAGGAGGAGGAUGAGUUGCAGGCAGGGGGAGGUGGUGGCAGCUGUGAUGGUUGUUGUUGUGGUAGUGGUGGUGGUGGUGAUGGCUUGGCCAUUCCUUGCUUAGGGAAAAUUGGUUUUUUGAGAAGGUCAUUUGUGAAUGCGGUAGUUCAGCUGUGCUGCAAGUUACUGUGCGUCUGUGUGCGUGUGUUCCUUGCCUGUGUGUGUGUGUGCGUGCGUGCACGCGUGCUCUGUCUUGCACUGGUCUUUUGUAAGAUGUUUGGCAGCUGGCAUGUCCCGUACGCUGCUAGAUCUACGCAACGUAACGCACCAACCUUGCACCACCUCCUCUUCCUCCCCACCCUGCAGUAGCCGGGUUUGCCCCGCCCUCGGCGUUAGGCAUGUGACCAUUAACGAAUCGUCAAUUAAAAUCUCAACGCUCGUAGAUUACGCGCGUGUACGUAAUAGGUUCUUACAAAUAAUGUGGCCAUUGACGAUGACGAUACAUUAUCCCCUAAGUAGCACAGUGGAAUGGGUUGAAGUAGCGACUUCAAACUUUUUAUGACAAAUCGGAUCAUGUGGUGUGCGGGGGAGUGAAGCAUCGCGUGGCCUACGAGGCAGGCGUGCCUCGCGUUUUUACUCGCGCUGCACCGACGGACGCUGCUGCCACUGGCCACAUUGCGACCGAUGGGCCAAGUCCUCGGUGGCAUUCCCGUGCACGACCACCCGUCGUGGUGGAAGGGGGGGGCAGCAGUAGGAAUGUGGGUGCGAGACCUCGCGAUCACCCCUCCCCCCCCAUGCAUGUCCUAUCGACCGUCCAGCUCUCCGCACGGUUUUAUCCAAACCGGUGUCAUUAUUCUCUUCGUUUAACGUAGGCGACAUAGUCGAAAGGUUGCUGUUUUAAGACCAUUGCUAUCAUCCGACCUGCUAGUGGCAUGAUAAUUGGGGUGCCUUUUGGAAUACUUUUUAUUUUAUUUUACGCAUGGUCUUGCAGACCCUCGUCUCGUCGUGGGGACAGUUGUGUUUGCAAGAGCGCAGUACCAUGUCUCAACGCUUUUGUGACGUUCUUCGCAAGGAGAGGUUGCAACUCCGUCAAGGAUAUGAAGGAUGAAAGGAUGCUUUCCUUCCCGACACUUUUUUCGGCAAACUCAGACGUUCUCUUAUAUUCGUAUAAGUUACAGUUGUAUUGUUUGCCGUUUUUAAUAUUUUCAUUUGACGUACUCCCUGAUUUUCGGUGUGCGCGUUUUUUUGUACGACUUACCAAGUGGAUUUUGCGUUGAGGAAGGGGACCCACUGUCCGCUCGGGGUCCUGACGUCCGCCGGUGGCUCACGGCUCCCGUUUGAGGAGGAUACGAAGUCCGUUUCUGUUUUUUUUUUCCCUCGGGGGACAAGUGCCAGGUAGAUGACAGGAAGAUGCAGUCUAAGAGGAAUAAAGGAUUCUUGUUACUGA